AUGGGCAAGUUGACGUCUCUUUUCUCCUCUUCAUCCCCGAUUAUAGCAGGCGUUGCGGCAGCAUUGGCCACAGGAUACUAUGUCAACGAUAAGUACCAGCUCACAAAGGACCUAACCUUUGUCAGGGGCGCAUUCAGAGCACGCAAAAAAUAUGAAGCCUGCAUCAAGGAUCAGGACUGUAGUCUUUACAACCGCUUUGAGGAGCAGUGUCAAAUCAGACCCUUUGCAAUCGCGCUGGCCUUCGAGGGUGCCUCCUACACCUGGCGCGACCUGGAACUGGCCUCAAACCGAAUGGCUCAUUGGUUCGUAUCCAAGGGCGUCCAGAGCAGCGACCGCGUUGCGAUGAUGAUGCACAAUUCACCCUUGUUCCUGAUCGUCUGGCUGGCCCUGCUCAAGAUGGCGGCUAUCCCAGCCUUCAUCAACAAUCAAAUCACCGGUCCUGUCUUGCUGCAUUCACUCAAGGUCACUUCCGCUAACCUCCUUGUCUUUGACUAUGAGCUCGCACCUGUGGUGGAAGAGUGCCUGGAGGAUAUCAAAGGGCUUGGAUACAAUGUCUAUACUGUCACGCCCAAACAGCACAUCCUUGGUCAAUUUUACGGCCAUCUGUCAGAAGCCGCUCGUCAGAAAAUCGAGAUUCCCACCUUUUUUGAUUAUGCCGAGUGGGGGCAUUUGAGUACUGAAGGUUUCCCUAAGAGUGUCCGCAAGCACGUCGAAAUGAAGGAUCCCGCGGCCCUGAUUUUCACCAGUGGAACCACUGGCUUUCCCAAAGCAGCCGUCAUGGAUCACGGACGAUGCACCGUAGCCAGCGUCUCCUGGUCAAUGUUCGGCGAGAUCACAGCAGACAGCAAGGUCUAUGUCACUCUUCCACUUUACCACUCUGCUGGAUCGAUCGUGGGUGUGGGCCAGAGCUGGACCUCGGGUUCCACUAUAGUGUUGGCGCGAAAGUUCUCUGUCACCAACUUUUGGAAGGACUGCAUCGCGUACGACGUGACCCACUUUCAGUACAUUGGAGAGCUCUGUCGUUAUUUAUUAAACGCUCCAGAGAGUCCUUUGGACAAGAAACAUAAGGUCAGACUGGCUUUCGGCAACGGAAUGCGUCCGGAUAUCUGGGCAAAGUUUCAGGAGCGCUUCAGCAUUCCCACGGUAUUUGAGUAUUAUACCAUGAGCGAAGGUACCGGUGCGCUGUUCAACAUUGCAAAGAACAAGCGAGAUCAAGGUGCUGUCGGGUUCAGAGGGCCAAUCGUCAGGACGCUGGCACCUGGAUUCAAAUUGGUCAAAGUGGACACCGACACGGAGGAGCUCAUCCGUGACAAGAAGACGGGCUUCUGCAUCGAGUGUGGACCCGACGAGAUUGGGGAGCUGCUGACGCUCGCCGACAACAAAACACCUGGAACGCGUUUUGUUGGGUAUUUCAACCAACCAAAGAUGUCACAGGCUAAGCUGGUUCACGAUGCCUUGGCCAAAGGCGACAUUUAUAUGCGCACUGGCGAUCUCCUCUAUAGAACCAAGGAUCAGUACUGGUACUUUGCGGACCGCGCUGGCGAUACAUACCGCUGGAAGGGCGAAAACGUCUCGACAGCAGAAAUUGCAGAUUCGAUGGGCCGGGUCGACGGCCUCACUUCGUGCACGGUCUAUGGUGUUUCUGUCCCUGGUCAAGAUGGGCGCGCAGGAAUGGCGGCAUUAGUCUUGAAGGACUCUAUCAUUCAGCCUGCGAGCGAUGGUCGAACAACCGCGCUAGUAAACGAAGACGCACUCGCAGAUUUUGUGCAGCGAAUGGGCGACCAUGUAGCUAAGAGUCUGCCUCCCUACGCCGUGCCUCGAUUCCUCCGCAUCUGUGAGCACGAAUUGGAAACGACUGGCACAUUCAAGAACAAGAAAGUGGAGCUUAGGAAGGAAGGCUUCGACCUACAUCAAGUCAAGGACCGCAUGUACUGGUGGACACCGCAGGGCUGCUAUAAGCCAUUCGGUCAUCCUGAGAACGGAAUGAUCGUCGCUGGACGCGCUCGACUUUAA
Molecule: messenger RNA, 2013 nt
Organism: Gamsiella multidivaricata
Lineage: Eukaryota; Fungi; Mortierellomycota; Mortierellomycetes; Mortierellales; Mortierellaceae
Product: putative bifunctional fatty acid transporter/acyl-CoA synthetase FAT1
Exons: 10
Coding region: 1-2013 (670 amino acids)
Molecular function (GO): long-chain fatty acid transmembrane transporter activity; long-chain fatty acid-CoA ligase activity
Source: RefSeq, a predicted model, not a curated record